UCAACCUUCUCAGAGAGAAGCCCAACAAAAUCAGCCCAUUACGGACAAAAACCAGCAACAAGUACGUCUGGGCCCAGCAAGGCCAACUAUAGCAACUACCAAGAAAUAAUCGCCAACUCUCUCCUAAACCUAGGCCAAAUAGCAGAGGAAACCCUCGCCAUCGAAGGGCAGCUGCCCGAAGCUGAGCUGCAGGUGUCCAAGCCGCCAUCCAACGUUGUGCACCUGGUCCAUGAGGAUGCAGGAGAGGAGAUCGUGGAGGAGGAAUGUGACAAGGAGAUUAUCAUCCAGACUGAGGAUGCAGAGGAAGUCAUCGAGGUCACUAGCGAACGCAGCAGCGAGUUGUGUCCGGAGCACCAGGACGACAUGAACUGUGAAGAGUCCUGCAAGCUGCAGAAGGCCAUGCAAGCUGAAGCAGAGGAAGAGGAUGAGGAGGAUGAAGAUGAGGAUGAAGAUGAAGAUGAGGAAGAGGAAGAAGAAGAAGAGGAGGAGGAGGAGGAAGAAGAGGAGGAAGAGGAGGAAGAAAUGACUCCCGAAGUGGUCUGUGAAGAAGCUCCUCACACUUCUCAGGACACACAGAAAAGUCACUGUGAAGGGCAGUUCAGCCCUAAGCCCGAGUACUCUGUCAUCGUGGAGGUCCGGUCGGAUGACGACAAAGAUGAUGAUGCCCACUCCCAGAAGUCAGCGGUGACCGACGAGUCAGAAAUGUAUGACAUGAUGACGAGGGGGAACCUGGGGCUUCUGGAACAGGCCAUUGCGCUGAAAGCUGAGCAGGUGAAAAUUGUGAGGGAGCCCAGCCGGCUGCCAGGAGAACACGUAAAGCACUUCCAGGUCGACGAGAAGCAGAGCAAACCAUUGGACAGCAUCCGAAAGAGCUACUAUGGCAAAGAUCCCUCAAGACCUGAGAAGCGAGAAAUCAAAUGUCCAACGCCUGGCUGUGAUGGGACCGGCCAUGUCACAGGGCUCUACCCUCACCACCGCAGCCUCUCUGGCUGUCCGCACAAAGACAGGAUCCCCCCUGAGAUCUUGGCGAUGCACGAGAACGUGUUGAAAUGCCCCACGCCAGGCUGCACAGGACAGGGUCACGUCAACAGCAACCGCAACACGCACAGGAGUUUAUCUGGGUGCCCCAUUGCUGCUGCUGAAAAAUUAGCCAAAUCACAUGAAAAGCAACAAACCCAGUCUGGUGAUCCUUCAAAGCCCAGCUCCAACUCUGACCGGAUCCUCAGGCCUAUGUGCUUUGUGAAGCAGCUGGAGAUCCCUCAGUACGGAAGUUACCGGCCCAACAUGGUCCCAGCCACCCCCCGGGCCAACCUGGCCAAGGAGCUGGAGAAGUACUCCAAGGUCACCUUCGAUUAUGCAAGUUUUGAUGCUCAGGUUUUUGGCAAACGCAUGCUUGCCCCAAAGAUUCAGACUAGCGAAACCUCACCUAAAGCCUUUAAAUCCAAACCUUUUCCAAAGGCCUCUUCCCCCAGCCACAGCCCCUCCAGCAGUUACGUGAAGAGCACUUCAUCUUCCUCCACAGGCUUUGACUACUCCCACGAUGCUGAGGCUGCUCACAUGGCUGCCACCGCCAUCCUCAACCUCUCCACACGCUGUUGGGAAAUGCCAGAGAAUCUCAGCACCAAGCAGCAAGAGGCAGCCGGCAAGUCCAUGGACAUUGAGGUGGAUGAAAAUGGGACUCUGGACUUGAGUAUGAACAAGAACCGCAAGCGGGAGAGCACAUUUCCCAGCAGCAGCAGCUGCAGCAGUAGUCCCAGUGUGAAGUCCCCAGAUGUGUCCCAGCGCCAAAACAGCACCAGUACCACGAGCAGCACCAUGACCUCCCCCCAGUCCAGCCAGACCUCCCGCCAGGAUGAAUGGGAUGGACCCAUUGACUACACUAAACCAAACCGUCAGCGGGAAGAAGAGCCAGAAGAGUCAGAGCCUGCAGCCCACUCUUUUGCCUCCUCGGAAGCUGAUGAGCAAGAAGUAUCGGAGGAAAACUUUGAAGAACGAAAAUAUCCAGGGGAAGUUACCUUAACUAACUUCAAGCUUAAAUUCCUCUCCAAGGACAUCAAGAAAGAGCUGCUCACUUGCCCUACCCCAGGCUGUGAUGGCAGCGGACACAUCACGGGAAACUAUGCCUCUCACCGCAGGUGGGUUCACCUUUUUUUCCACAGUUCAAACUCUAAAUACAACUUUAGUUUUUAGUAUAUUGUUUGACCAUGUGGACAGUUUGGUUCUGUUU
Meleagris gallopavo (turkey) is the source of this 2227-nucleotide messenger RNA. The record is from RefSeq and is a predicted model, not a curated record. NCBI's taxonomy places the organism in Eukaryota, Metazoa, Chordata, Aves, Galliformes, Phasianidae.